Syngnathus typhle (broad-nosed pipefish) is the source of this 737-nucleotide messenger RNA. It is a transcript of the gene mb, whose product is annotated as myoglobin. Gene Ontology annotation, cellular component: extracellular exosome. The transcript has 4 exons. Gene Ontology annotation, molecular function: heme binding; oxygen binding. The record is from RefSeq and is a predicted model, not a curated record. The coding region runs from base 86 to 529 and encodes 147 amino acids. Gene Ontology annotation, biological process: oxygen transport. NCBI's taxonomy places the organism in Eukaryota, Metazoa, Chordata, Actinopteri, Syngnathiformes, Syngnathidae.
CCGAGGGUGUAUGAGAGGUCACAGGAACUGGAUAACUGCAGGAUCAUUGAUAUCAUUAGAGUUUCUCCAAACAUAUCCUUAAGUCAUGGCUGACUUUGACACAAUUCUGAAGUUCUGGGCUCCAGUGGAGGCGGACUUGAACACAUACGGAGGUCUAGUUCUAAGUCGUUUAUUCACUGAGCACCCAGACACCCAAAAGCUGUUCCCCAAGUUUGCAGGAAUCGCCCAAGCCGACAUGGCCGGUAACGCGGCCAUUUCUGCCCAUGGUGUCACAGUGCUUAAGAAACUGGGGGAGCUGCUGAAAGCUAAAGGCAACCACGCUGACAUCCUCAAGCCUCUGUCCCAGACCCACGCCACCAAACACAAGAUAGCCCUCGUCAAUUUCAAGCUGAUCACAGAUGUCAUCGUGAAGGUCUUGGAAGAGAAGGCAGGACUGGACAGCGCCGGGAAGCAGGCUCUGAAUAACGCAAUGGACGUCGUCAUUGCCGACAUUGACGCCGACUACAAACAGCUGGGAUUCGCCGGCUGAUGUCCGCUUGCAGAAAGAAAUACGGCUGUCUGGAAUUUUGUUAAAAUUUAGGACUGCUAUUUUCAAAUUAUAUAUAUAUUUAGUAAAAUAGCUGAAUUAUUAUUAAUAAGGUGUUCUUGAACAGCUAUUGCACAAAGUCGGAUAUAUGGAAUGUUUUUUUUGUGUUUGUUCACGUUUAACUACUAAAUAAAAAUGUGUAUAAAAAUCA